Molecule: messenger RNA, 3261 nt
Organism: Colletotrichum chrysophilum
Lineage: Eukaryota; Fungi; Ascomycota; Sordariomycetes; Glomerellales; Glomerellaceae
Exons: 3
Coding region: 1-3261 (1086 amino acids)
Biological process (GO): regulation of ribosomal protein gene transcription by RNA polymerase II
Cellular component (GO): nucleus
Molecular function (GO): sequence-specific DNA binding; protein binding; DNA-binding transcription factor activity
Source: RefSeq, a predicted model, not a curated record
AUGACUUCGUCCAACGCCGGCCAGAACGGCCAGGCGCCCGUGCCGACCACGCCGCCCCCAAAGAACAAGACGUCGCCAGCCUCCGCUCGACACAAUUCCGACGACAACAACGCGACCCAGCCCGACCAGCCGCGCGCCGAUGCAUCCACCACCGCUGGGAACACCAAGAACGACACGUCUACCAACCGUCACACCACUCCCGUCGCCGUCGAUACCGUCAUGACCGAUGCCGACGCCGCGACCACCGCGAUCACGACCGCCCUCCCCGCAGCAUCGCAGCCCGCUCCAGCCGCCCCGAUGGAUGCCGAUCCCUUCAACUCCUCCUUCCCCCAUACCCCAAUGCCCAACAUGGACCACGCCUACAUGAUGAUGGCUCUCGCGCAUAUGGCAAACAACCAGAUACCCAACCAGAUGUCGCCACCUCCGACUGUCACGCCAGCCCAGGUCACGCUCCCGACCAUGAGCAAUGGCAACGACCCGCUCGUCGCAAGCACUCAGAACCUCGCGGCCGCCACACAAGGCCUGGAGUCCUUUGCGCGAAUAGAAUUCGCCGACAGUGUCUUCCAGAUGACCACUUACGCCGUCAUCAUCGGCCGUGAUCAGAAGGCCAUGAUCCAGGCGCGACGGGACGAGAAGCGCAAUGCCGAACAUCGGAGAAGAGUUGAGGAGUACGAGGCUCUGGGACUGCCGCCCCCCUCUCCCGUCAGGAAUGACCGCAUCAAGUUCAGCAAAUCGUACGUCAGUGAAGAAGGAGGCAUGUUGGGACCCGAGUCCGACAGUGAGGAAUCCGGACGGCCAGCGAAGCGACGUAAGACCACUAGUACUGGAUCGUCGCAAAGACCCGAAGAGGAAGAAGCACAGGAGAACCUCAUAUCCAACAGACAGUACGUAUCGCAUACACCGGGCGCCGCUGCUGUCGACCUCGCAUCUCUGCGGCCCUCUCCUCACCACGUUCCGCUGGUCGGCAUCCAUUCACCCGGACCCGACAUCGCGACCAAGACCAAGGCCAUCUCAAGAGAACAUCUCAAGAUCCAGUUCAAUCGUGCUGAGUGCGUGUUUGAGGCUAUUCCAUUACACAAGAAUGGCUUCUUUUGCGAAGAUGUUCACCACAAAGACGGAGUAGUCGUGCUUCGGAGCGGCGCCCACUUGCAGAUCAAGGAUGUCGACUUUCGCUUCGUCAUCAAUGGUGUCCCUGAAGGCCGCACUGGCGCGGAAGACUUCGCAGAGGAUAAGGACAAUCUGAAGAAGAGCGGCAGAGCCCAAGGUGGCAAAGAGAUGAGCUUCGAGUUUGAAGCCUCACAUGGAAAUGGCGAGCUGAAUGACUCUAGCGACUCGUCGCUCAGUCCCCCAGCGCCGUCCGAAGAUGAAGAAUCAGAUGCCGACGCCGAGGCAGAGGAUGCGGACGUCGAUGCAGAAGCUGAAGCCGAUGCAGAAGCCGAAGCAGAUGCAGAUGCAGAAGCCGAGGCCGAGGCCGAAGACGAACCCCUCGCAGAAGCAGAUGCUCAGGCUGACGAGGAAGAGGAGGAAGUGGAAGAUGCUGAGCCUAGCACAGAAGUUAAGGCAGAGGAGCCCGAAUUGGGCCACUCAUUACAGCAGCCAUUACCACUGCUUAUUCCAAAGAAAAGGGGCCCUGGCAGACCGCCAAAGAACGGUUUCAUGUCCAAGCGCGAGCAGCGGUUGCUUAAGAAGCAACAGCAAGAGAUGGCCAAGAAGACGCUACCACAACCACCUCCCGGCGAGCCUCCAAUCAAGAGGAAGGUCGGACGUCCAAGAAAGCAUCCGCUCCCUGAAGAAGGGGGACACCGACCAGAGAAGCGCAAAUACAAGCCCCGGAAGCCGAAGGGAGAAGACGGCGCAGAGGGAUCAGACGCAGAGCGACGGGCCAAAGAGAAGAAGGAGAAGAAGGUCCGGCCGAAGUCGCCUCCCUUGGAACUCAAGAUUGAAGACUACACAGAGGAACAGCUUCAGAAGCCCAACAAAAACUACGGAGUUCUCAUUGACGAAACUCUGACUGCGGCGGGACCCGACGGUCUUACACUGAAGCAGAUCUAUAAGCGAAUCACGCAAAGAUACCCCUGGUUCUACUUCCACACAGAGACAAAAGGUUGGGAAUCCAGUGUACGGCACAAUCUCAUCGGGAACGAGGCAUUCAAAAAGGACGACACCACCGGACUCUGGUCGCGUGUGCCUGGUGUGGAGCUUGAUGCCGGCAAGAAGCGAAAGGCCUCAUCGCCGGAUCGCUCGAUGAGUGCCGGUUAUGGUCAUUACAACCACCACCCAACCAGCAACAGCAAUAUCAGCAGCAGCAGCAGCCUCAGCAGCCGCAACCGCAGCAACCACAACCUCAACCGCAGCAGCAACAGGCGCAUAUGCCCCCAGCGUAUCAACAUCUUCCUCAUGCUUACCAUACGCAGGCAUAUGCGGGUCAACAAGCUCAAGCUGCUGCUGCUGCUGCCGCUUCUGCUGCGCGGACACCUCAAUACUCGCCUCCAGCAACGACUCCAGCCCCUGGCCAACCAGCGCAACCCCCGGCAUCUCAACCUGUUGCGCCUGCAACGCUUCCCGGUUAUGGAGCUGCCGCCGCGAUUGCCCGGCCUCAGGGCGUCGCCGCCUGCUCCGGCCGUCCCCCCUGGAGCUCACCCACCACCGAUACCCGCUGCUACACCGCAGCAAACCCGACCCACACCAACGCCACCAGCACCAGCCGAACCUCGUGCAGUCAUCCAACCUCGCCUAUUGUCUGCAGUCAAUGGCCUCAAAAACGGUUUGAUUGACAAUUUGAAGAAAGCGAAGAAUCCGAAGGCCGAAACAAUCGUCAUGUCUGCCCUCAAUCGGGUCCUGGGGCUCAAGAGUGCUGCCACAGAGAAUCAAGCCAUGGAGGACAUUUGCAUGAAGGGCAUGCAAAAAAUUGUCGACGGCUUCUUAGCUCCAGGCAGCAGCACGCCUGGCUCUGGUGGCACACCACAGCCAAGUGGGUCCAACAGCGUCUUCGAGCCCAAAGUCUUCCAGUCCUUGCUUGGGUUUAAGAAUGUCUCGUCCAACGCCCUCAAGGUUAGAAUAGGAGAAGCCAAGGCUGAGGCAGUCACCCUGUCCGCUAUUGACCGAGUGCUCGGCCUAGCCGAUGCAAGUAUCGUGCCCCCAACCGCGGAAGCUACAGCGUCUGGCUCGCCGGCUGCAGGCUUGGAUGGGAUCGAAUCACACCUAAUUAACUCGGUGAAGCAGUUACUGCUAGGUCUAAAUCAGAAGUUGCAUGGAACAUAA